GUGAAUGUCGCCUGGGUGACUUUAGUCUCCUGUAUAUGUACCAGGAAGUCGAUUCUUUACGCUGUUGGGCUGUGCUUGUGUGAAAGACUCUCUCCCUCUGCAUGCUGUAGAUGCGAGGUCUGUUUUUUCUGGAAUGGCACUUUAAUUUCACACAGCAUGGCUACUAAAGAAGAGCUGUACACCAAAGUUGUACCCAGAAAGAAUCGGCAGAACCGACCUGGGACCGUCAAACAUGGGUCAACUCUGGAGGUUUUCUUAUCAAUGGGAUUCCCUAAAGCCCGAGCACUAAAGGCGUUAGCAUCCACGGGCGGGAAGAGUGUCCAGGCAGCUUGUGAUUGGCUGCUUUCACAUGUGGAUGACCCCUUCCUGGACGAUCCUCUUCCUCGGGAAUAUGUUCUUUACCUGCGCCCCACUGGACCUUUGGCCAAUAAGCUCUUUGAGUACUGGCAUCAAUCUCGACAAGUGUGCGGCAAAAACAAGGCUCACAACAUCUUCCCUCAUAUCACCCUUUGCCAGUUCUUCAUGUGCGAGGACAGUAAAGUGGAAGGUCUCUGUGAAGCCUUGCAGAACACAGUGAGCCGGUGGAAAGAGACCUUCCCUCUUCCCCUUCCCCUGGAGCUGUACACUUCGUCAAACUUUAUCGGCCUUUUUGUGGAGGAACAGAGCGCAGAAAUUAUCAAGAAAUUUGCUGCAGAUUUUGCAUCAGAAGCUACAAGUAAAGCAGACGUCCGAGUGGAACCCCACAAGAAGCAGCUCCAUGUCACGCUUGCAUAUCAUUUCCAGCCCAGUCACCAGACUGCAUUGGAGAAACUGGCUCGUGGCGUAGACCUAAAUUUGGGCUGUGAUUGGGUGGCUGCUGUUUAUUCUCGUGAUAUCCGAUUUGCUAACCAUGAGACUCUGCGAGUGAUGUACCCAUACACACCCCAGAAUGACGAUGAGUUGGAAUUGGUGCAAGGCGAUUAUAUAUUUAUGUCUCCACUUGAACAAAGCAGCACCAGCGAGGGCUGGAUCUAUGGCACCUCCCUGGCAACGGGCUGCUCAGGGCUGCUUCCAGAGAAUUACAUAGCCAAAGCAGAUGAAUGUGAUACAUGGGUCUUCCAUGGAUCUAAUUCGUUUCUAGCUGCGACCGCCUCCGCUGGCGCCAGCCUAUGUGAUGGGCCUUUCCGGAGGAGAUGCCAGGAGGAGCAGGGGCCGGGUGAGGCUCUGUCAUUGCCGUCCAGCGUCAUCUGUCAACCGGUGGCGAUGGUAUCCCAGAACUCCCGGUCCGGUCCGCAGAAGCGGGACCUGUACGUUUGCCGACAUGGGGAGAGGAUGGAUGUGGUCUUUGGAAAACACUGGCUUACUCAGUGCUUCGAUGCAAAAGGUAAUUACAUAAGGUCCAAUUUGAACAUGCCACCAAUUCUGCCUCAGAGAAGCGGGGGAUACAGGGACUAUGAGAAAGACGCUCCCAUCACAGUGUUUGGCUGCGCACAGGCUAGGCUUGUUGGAGAGGCUCUGCUUGAGAGUAAAUCAGUCAUUGAUUAUGUGUACUGUUCACCCUCACUACGCUGUGUGCAAACGGCAUUCAACAUACUGAAAGGACUUCAGCAGGAAAAUCAUAUAAAAGUUCGGGUGGAGCCUGGGCUGUUUGAGUGGACUAAGUGGGUCUCUGGGAAUACCUUGCCGGCCUGGAUGUCAACAGAGGAGCUUGCAGCAGCAAACCUGGGGACUGACACAUCCUACAGACCUCAUUUUCCGGCGAGCAAACUAGGGAUUUCAGAAUCCUAUGAGACGUACAUUAGCAGGAGUUGCCAGGUGAUGAGGGAUAUCCUGGCUGAAUGUAAAGUCAAAGGUAACAGUGUUCUGAUUGUAGCACACGCCUCCUCCCUUGAGGCUUGCACUCGGCAGCUCCAGGGUCUUUCCGCGCGCAAUUCUAAGGACUUUGUUCAGGUGGUUCGAAAGAUCCCGUAUUUAGGAUUCUGCGCCUGUGAAGAGUUAGAAGACGCGGGUAUAUGGCAACUGGUAGAUCCUCCCAUCCUACCCCUCACCCAUGGCCCCAAUCACAGUUUUAGCUGGAGAGACAUCUUAUACCAAGACUGAAAAAAAAGGAAAAGAAGCCCAUCCAUCACUGGAAGAUAGAGCCAUUAAUAGCAUGUGCUUCCAUUUACUAUUUCAUCUCCUUUCCACAUACUCUGUACGAGCAGGUUCAUUCCACUGCCACGCUCGGUAUAUUGUGUGAUUCAGCAACCAACUGGUGCCCUGUAGCUUUAAUUAUUUGACUAUCUUAUAUGCCUGUACAAUACUUUGUUUUGACAGGACUGUUUAUUUUUCAUCUGAUUGUCUGAAGUAGAUUAUGAAUGAUUUAUGUUAUUACAGGGCCAAAUAUAUUUAGGUCAGGACAAGAUAAAGUUCUGAGGCCUGGUUUGAAUGGAACUUGAGUGAAUUUCAGAGAAUCUAAAUGUAGUUGAGGGACCUUGUGGUUGCUGUAGGUCUACGAUAUAUUUUUGAAAAGUACGUGACACAGUUUCGCUAGGACCUGUGGUGUACUGGAGCAAUAACUGGAGCAUGGGAUUCUAUAUAAUGUGCUUCAUAAGCAAAGAUGGAUGACUUGAAAUUUUUUUUGGAGCAAAGCUAACUAGGAUUCCUGCUCUAUUUAAAUGGAAUAAUGGGACUUUGCUUAUCUCAGAUUCUUGGGACAGUCAAGUGAUAUUAUUUUUUCCUUCCCUGUUCUAUUUAACUGAAGCCAAAUAACAAAAUGAAUUUUAAAUUAAAGCCAAAGGAAUGGCUCAUGAGGUAUUGCUGAAAUGAAGUCCGUGAUCAGAUAUUUAAAUAUAUUAAAAUACACUGAACUUCGAUCCUUCGUUACCAGAGUAAUUGAGAAGAGGCCCUAUUUAUUGCAUGUAUUGUUAGAGGGAUCUACUUUAGGUGAUUAUCCCGAAAACACAAUUAUAUGAAAUCUAGUCAGGGAUAUGGAUACAUAGCCUGGCAAUACAGAAUUCUUAAUUCUGAACUCCAAGCAGGGAGGCUGCCAAGGGACUGUGGCUACAAUACUGAUAGCCCUGAUUCUCCAAUCGGUGCUCUGUGCAAGUAGGAGUCCAUGCUGGGAGUAUGGGAUCGUGGAAUCUUAUGAGUUCGCAUAUUAGGGGUGGGGUAUAACUGAGGGAAACCUUGAACAUGAUGCAGUAUCUGUUUCUCUUCAUAGUCAGUCCCUAAUUCCACUAUUUAAAUGUAGGCUUGAUCCUUCCCCGUCCAUUAAGCAGUGGCCUUUAUUGUGAACAUGUUCACUUUUCUUGCACUAAUCCUCACAGUGUAAUUUAAGACAGGAAUGUCAUAGAUGUGAGCCUUAUAAUGAGGGUGUGUUGAAUCAGCUGAGUGCUAUUUAAAUGUGGUUCCUCUCUACCUGAAGCAAACUGGAGAGAGAACUAUUUAUUUCCUCUAUAUUUUGUUUUCUUAUUUUUCCUUGGAUAAGCUUUUAGAACAGAAAGUUCACAUUUUCAAAAUCUAAGUCUUCUCUAAAAUCUACAUGCUAUAUCCAGAAAUUCUUUCCAUGUUUUGGUAAAAUAGCCAAAGUUAGUUUGUGCUAGGACUAAUUUGAAGUUUCUCCGCUGUAUUUAUCCAUUUUCUGUGUUCCAUGGGACACUUCGAAACCAAUGAGGUAUUUUAAUGGAAGGUCAACCUUUUCUGACCAAUCUCGAUUUCUAAUGAACAGCUUUUUUUUUCUCAGGACAGAGAUCUUCAGCCUGAUAUGUUUCUCACCAGAAAGGGUUUUCAAUCUCCAGCACAUUAUCACCUGGGGAAAGAGUGAAAAUCACAACACUCGUGGUUCCAAUUUCAAAUACUGCCUGAACCCUCACCUAGAAGGUUGUUCUCUGCAGUGCUACUCAAGAAACCCAAAGGUUAAAAAUAGAAAAUCUAAUUUUUUUGUUUGUUUUGUGGAUGUGGGUGAGAUGGAGAUAAACCUGUCAUCUCUUUAAAAUUUCCAGUCAGCCUUUUUGACUUCAGUCCAAAACUGGAUGUUAAAUUGUUGAGAUUUUUGACUGUAAUGUAAGUGUUUUCAUUCAUCACAAAGUCUUCUGGUGUUUAGAGUCUGCAGGCCAUACCCAUUUCAGCAGUAAGAAGAAUAUUUGCCCACUAUUUUUACCAGAACUAUGCCCUGGUAGUUCCUUCACAUCACAUUCUGUUAGGGGAUAGUCAAAUCAAAAACAAGACUUUACUGAAUCUUCUGUAUUAUGUGUUUGUGGAUAGCAAUCAGGAGCAGGAUCCCUAACCAACUUCACACUUUCAAUGGCCAAGGGCAAUGAGGCCAGUUCUAGCCACCCAUCUUCACUGUUGCCCAGUUCACAUUAGAUAUCUUAGAAUGGGUCCAAGGAUCCAACGUGGGACUUCUGUAGUAUAUGUGGAACAGCAACUUACUGUACAAAUUUGCCUAACUAUUGAAAGAGAAACAUUUGGAAUUUCUGAAGUUAAUUGUUUCAUAUUGUGCAUGUCCCCUCCCUCUGCCAGCCCACCCCCUCGGUCCCCAUCCCUUUUCCUUUCACACACACACACACACACACACACACACACGGACGCACGCACAGUAACUCAUUAAUUUUAAGCAGACGGGAUUUACUGAAAGAAUGAAAAUUGCAAGCUGAUUCAGACUGAAGGGCAUUAUAAUCAUGUAAGGGUGUACACACUGGGCCCAUCUCCCAAAAAGCCGCGUGCCACCUGAGCAAGAAGAAAGGAUCACUCAAUAUUCACAGACCAUGGUGCCAAACACUCCAUGCCACAGAUUCUUUUACCUUUCUUCAUUCAAAUUAUGCCUAGGUGGUUCCUUUUACAGCACCUGCUGUGAUAGAAUUAUUUUUAAAGAUGUAUUAUUUUAAACACAUGCUGUGUUUUCAGCUGCUUAGGCCCUCAGCCUUGAAAUUCCCUCCUGAACCUUUUUCCUCCUUUUUUAUGAUCGUUAAAACCUCCCUCUUUGACCAAGCUUUUGGCCAUCAGUCCUCAUACCUCCUUAUGUGGCUCAGUGUCAAACUAAAGCUAAAGGCACGAUAUAAAUGCAAGUUGUUGAAAGAAAUUUCAGUUGCAUUACAUUAAUGUCAGAAGUUUAAUAAUGACUGUGCUGCCCUCACUGUGAAUGUUCUAUCUCUUUAAAGGACAAUCUGGACUUUCCUAGGUUUAUAAACAGUGCUACACAUAUUGAUGUCUUUGCAUCACCAAUAAAGUCCAUCCAGAUUUUUUUAAAAAAUGGAUUAACUUUCCCUUUUUAAUCGCAUGGCUAUAUCCAAAUGACAAAAUGAUGGGCAUGUGAAUGCGGGCUGUUUCUGGGACUCAGUAAUUUAGCCUUUUCCAAAAUUUCCUUCCAGAAUCUUGGCACCAUUUUGUGUGUAAUUCUUUUCCUAUCUCUGACGAGAUGCCUGCAGAAAUGAAGAUGGAGAAGAAGAUUUAUGUGUGCUGUGUAGAAAAUGAUAAAUAGACUCCUUAUAAACUAGUUUAUGAUACUUUUGUACGCAAUGCAUAGCAAAAUCCUCUGUAUUUGGGGGCAUUUAUAACCUAACCCGCCCAUGGGGAAUCUGACUAGAUUGGGUGCAUUGCUGGUUUUGUAUCCUGACUAAUUUACUGCAAAUUGAAGAUAACAGUAAGCAAUAUUGGACAGGGUAUAGAAACAGUGAUGCACCCAAUCCUAUGUGUUUCCACCUGACAAGGUAGUAAAAUGCCUGUGUUCCAACAUCAUUCUUUUUCCAAUCCAACCAGCUUCCAAGGGGGCGAGGAUUUCUUCAUUGUGAAGGCUGUCAUCAAUUAGGGCGGGAUUUUCCGGCCCCACCCACUGCAGGGAUCAUCAUGCCCCUCCAAAAGUCAAUGGGCUUUUGGCUGGUCUCCCACAUUUGCCGCGGUGGGACCGAAAAUCCCGGCCUAGGUGAAGUGACAUUGGUCAGUAUGUUGGAUGCCUCAUUGAAAUGAACGUGUGGAAAGCAUAGCCAUUUCCAAUUUGAAAACCUCUGUGGAGUCAUCAAAUUUCUAGUUCAGUACUGUAGUGUUCAUUUAGGUUAUACCACUGUACUAAAUCAAGUUGAUCUGAUUAAAAGGAAAUCAUGCAGUUUUAGUGAAUCACAGAGGACUUGACUGUUCCUUGAGUGUUCACCUGUGCAGCCCAGUUUGACUGUUUUUAACCUCACAAAGGUUUUGCCUUCACCUAAUAGUUAUAUGCUUAUUUUGUUUCUAUCUGCAUGAUUUCAUAGCUUUUUGUGCUUUUUAAUUAUUUAUAUUUAUUCAACUCUUUGUCGGCAUGUUCUAAACGAUGAACUGAUAUGCAAGUUCAUUUCUUUCAGCACAUUUGUGAUAACUUGCUUCUGCUGCUUACAGCAAGAUUGGUCCGUCUGCUGAAUUUUCAAAAGCCCUGAGGAAAUCGGUGCACACUACAGGCCCAAUAGAGCCCAGUAAUGCAAUGCAAUGAUAAAUGGGGAGAGGGGUGCUCGUGGAUGAUUCUUGAACUCAGCUCAAAAGCUGGUAUUAGCUCAGGAAUUGGUGGGAUUCUGUUUGUCACUGUUUCUUGUUGCAUUUUUUUCUGUUGCCAUCUGCUGAAGAACAAAUGGAGCAUCCAAUAUUGCACAAUGAUUCAUUGUACAAACACAGCCAAGUGCAGUCAAAUAAAUAUUUCUUCCUUUAUGAUCUAGAGAUGGGUAUUAGUUACCCAGAUUCAUCUAAAGGAAGAGCUAAAACACAGAAAGAUGUCUAUUGUUUUAUGAAAAGAUUCUGAGGGAGGAGUGAAAUUCAAUUUGGAUGUGGAUACAAAAUGAACAAUACUGCAUCUCCUGCCAGUUAUGCUACUGGUUUGCUGUUAAGUUCUAUUUGGGCAUGUAACUGAUGGUAGAUGUGAUGCCACCAAUUUUGCAUCCUCACCCAAGUUGAGUUUCACCCCGAGUUUUCUAUAAGAGUUGAGAAAGGGAUUCUUCUUAUAAUUAGUUUGGUGUUGAGCAUUACAAAAUAUUGGCAAUUGGAGGCAUGCUUCUGUGGGAGUGAGAAUUAACUGAGGGGCAUGAUAUUCCAGAAAAUGCAUGGACCAUUGGCUGUGGGCAAUUAGUUUUAUAUAAUUGAACCUGGCCUCUUAACCAGCAGUCUCAAGGAAGUUCUUGCUGGUUGGAAUCAUAUGAAGUUUAGGCAUCCUAGUUUCCAGCUUACAAACCCAUGCCAUGUUUUCUUGCCAACUCCUCUCCAAUUUGUGACAUCUCUGAAGUAAAAUCAUAUCUUUCAGGAAUCUUUAACUUUGAUAUUGGCUGUGGUCUUUAAUUUUUAACAGUUGCUUGGAACUGCCUAUUGAGUUUGUUGUUGUUGUACCAUUUAUAUUGUAAUCAAGGCUACCAAACUCCUUAAUUCCCUCAGUCUUCCCUUCUUCAGGUCUUUAAAGCCCAAACUUAGGUUCAACUAACCACAGCUUCCUGAUUUUCUUACUCUUCUUUCCUCUUUGACAUUUGGUGUUCCCCUCCACUAAGGGCCUUUUGGUUUUUAUUUAACUAAAUAUUUCACGGCACAAAAUUGAUCUCCUGUUAAUUCUGUGGAGCAUCUCUUUAUUCUGCCUAUAACUAGAAACUGAAAUGUACCUUUUUUAAAACAGAUUAAAUAGUAGCUGAUGUUAGGCUCACUCGAGUAUCGUGGCAUCUUUUUACAUUCUUGUGGGGAUAUGCCAUUAGUCUGCUCUCCUUUUGUGCAGCUUUUGUGCCCUAGCUUUUCCCACACUAUUUUACACUUUUUUUUCAAUUCCUCUCCAUUCGCUUAAACUCCCUCCCUUGUUGCACUCUAUAGAGCAUUGAGGUUUGUGUAUCUACCAUCCACGUGACUGUGGUCACCAGCACUGCUGCUGUCUGCAAUAUAGGCGUGUAUUAUUAUUUUGUACUUUUGCUGAGCCCUACAAUGAAGUAACAAAACUCCCAGCCCAUGAGGCUGGAAGUUUUGAGUGCCAUGCAACCAUGUGCCUCAAAUCAGUAACCAUGACACCUUAAAGGGGGCUCCUUAAAAAGCAUGUCAGCAGGAUUUUUCUGAUAUUAAUACAUUCUGCCGAAAACUCUGUCUCGAAUGACUGGAGCUUGGUCUUGUGAAACAGAAACACCUGACUAUCCAAUUCAAACUUAGCGGAGUAAUUGGCAGUUAUACCCACUUAACUAAACAUCUUUAUUUCUGAAAUGAUCUCAUUCAAGGUGAGCUCCAUUCCCUCCUUUUACCAGCCUUACUUUGUUUUGAAAAUAGUAUAAGUUGAAGGCCAGUCAAACACCUCACUUAUUCCCAACCAAGUGCCAAGGGUUAACUUGGCUUUGCCUGUCACUCAAAUCUGCCUUUCCUUGGAACAAUGAAUCUUGGUGCCAUGUAGCAGCAGGACAUAGGAAUCACUUGUUGAAAUGCAAUCCCAUCUAUGACGCUAAGACCUACCAGUUCUUGUAAAAUGACAUUGGCUACAGCCUAAUGAGGUCUCACCAACCUGUCCUCUUGUUGGUUAUAAAGAGAACAAGUAAAAAAAAAUGUUUGCACCUUUUUGUAAAAUAAAAUUUCAAAAGCUUGUCUUAUUUUGGAUUAGCUGAGCCUUGUUUUGGAAAUGGGUCCCCCUGUUGAGGAGCUUAAUUCUUGAGUUGAAACUUUAUUGGCUGCUCCAGUGCAGCAAUCCAGGCCAACUCGCAUCUUAAGUUUGUUCAAAGAAUGAGAAAUUGAAUAAACUGGAGCCAAGGAAACAAAUUAAAAUUAGCUUAAAAGUAAAUUUGAAACCUUAUAAAGUAAGCAUUUCCAGCACAAAUGUGUUCAGUUACAUCAUUCAAACAUUAGGCUGUGUUCUGUCUUUAAUAAUAUAAACCCUACACUAUAUAUUUUCCAUAUUUGUUUUCUAUCAAAAUUGUGAGUCUUGAUAGUGAGUUGACGCUGGUUGUGUCUUGGUCCUUGUGUUCCUACUUUCUCCUGUUUGUAGACAAUAAGCAGACUAUAAAAAAAUUAAGGAAGAAUAUAUUAAAUUAAAUAUACACUCUAUUAAAAAGCCUGGCGCUUUUGUGAUUAUACGGCUGGGGGGGAGCUAGUUUUUGGCAUGUCAUUGAGUAGUGAUUUGUUUGCAACUCUUAACAGGCAGACCUCAAUUCAAAUGUCAAGUCUCUUGUUCUUCAAACAAAUGCUUUAUGUAUUUAAAUUAUUGUUCCAUUUUUAUGUAUUCAAAAGUGUGUUCUCAAGAAUGUGCAAUUUUUUGUUACAAAUGACUGCCUCGACAAUUAUUUACUGCUUCCUACUGUGUAAAUUAUGUUGCCAAAUAAAUGUUUUAUUAGCAUUAAA
Molecule: messenger RNA, 9264 nt
Organism: Carcharodon carcharias (great white shark)
Lineage: Eukaryota; Metazoa; Chordata; Chondrichthyes; Lamniformes; Lamnidae
Product: ubiquitin-associated and SH3 domain-containing protein B-like
Exons: 14
Coding region: 157-2079 (640 amino acids)
Molecular function (GO): protein binding
Source: RefSeq, a predicted model, not a curated record